AUGGCACAGCUCGUCUCCUCAGAACGUGCUUAUGUUUCGUCUGCUGCACUAGUCACUCUUUUGUCUAUCGUUACUUCUCUUCAUCUCCAGAUGGUCCAAGCUGGUCUCGUCCCACCUGAUAAGAAUGAGACAAUCCCGGCUCUGCUAGUGUUUGGAGAUUCGAUUAUGGAUACAGGCAACAACAACUACAUAGUCUCGUUGGCCAAGUGCAAUUUCCCUCCUUACGGGAGGGACUUCGUAGGAGGGAUACCCACUGGAAGGUUUAGGAAUGGAAAGGUUCCCUCCGACUUCUUAGCUGAAGAAUCUGGAGUGAAGGAGCUUUUGCCACCUUAUCUCGACCCCGACUUACAAACUCAAGAUCUUAUUACUGGCGUAAACUUUGCUUCGGGUGGUGCUGGAUAUGAUCCUCUCACAUCUCAAAUAGAGACGGCCAUAUCAUUAUCGAAACAGUUGAAAUUGUUCAAGGAAUAUAUGGGAAAAUUAAAGGAAGCAGUGGGAGAGGAGAGAACAGCAACCAUACUGUCCGAGAGCAUAUACAUUAUGUGUGUAGGGAGCAACGACGUUACCAUUAACUACUUUUUUGCACCAUUCCGGAGACCAAAUUAUGAUGUCUCUGCCUUCACCGAUCUCUUGCUUCAAUUUGCUUCUACUUUCCUACAGAUGUUCAACGCUAAGCUAUCUUCUGAAUUAAUCUCUCUCACUAACAAGCUAUCACAUUCAACCCUUGUGUAUAUUGAUGUCUACUCUUCUUUACUUGACAUCAUUCAAAGGCCUCAAGAUUAUGGGUUUGAAGAGGUAACCAGAGGAUGUUGUGGAACGGGGAAGAUAGAAACAACGAUACUGUGCAAUGUUUUGAACCCUUUUACAUGUAAAGAUGCCUCCAAGUACUUGUUUUGGGAUAGUUUCCAUCCCACCGAGGCAGGCUACAAGGCCCUCUUCACUAUCUUCAUGAAGAACUAUUUUAGAAAGUUCUUUCAAAGCUGA
Messenger RNA from Nelumbo nucifera (sacred lotus), 984 nucleotides. The record is from RefSeq and is a predicted model, not a curated record. Lineage: Eukaryota; Viridiplantae; Streptophyta; Magnoliopsida; Proteales; Nelumbonaceae.